Messenger RNA from Apus apus (common swift), 2726 nucleotides. RefSeq names its product oxysterol binding protein 2 (gene OSBP2). Gene Ontology annotation, molecular function: cholesterol binding. The record is from RefSeq and is a predicted model, not a curated record. Lineage: Eukaryota; Metazoa; Chordata; Aves; Apodiformes; Apodidae. The transcript is spliced from 15 exons. Gene Ontology annotation, cellular component: membrane; intracellular membrane-bounded organelle; cytosol. Bases 82 to 2538 code for a protein of 818 amino acids.
GCGGGCGGCGGGAGCGGCGGGAGCGGCGGGGCCCGCCCGGUGCUGCCCGGCCCGGUCCUGCCCGGCCCUGCCGCGGGGUCUAUGGGGAAGGCGGCCGCGCUGUGCGGCGGCAGCACCCGCGGGCUGGUGUCCCUGCUCAGCGCCGUCCCCUGCUUGGCCUGCCAGGAGCUGCCGGCCAUGAGCGCGGAGCCGGCGGGCCGGGGCGGCGGGGGAGCGGCGGCGGGGCUGCCCGCCGCCCCGGGCUCCGACACCUACAAGGGCUGGCUCUUCAAGUGGACCAACUACCUGAAGGGCUACCAGCGCCGCUGGUUCGUGCUCAGCAACGGGCUCCUCAGCUACUACAGGUCUUCUGCAACUGUCAAGAGUCGUGGCUCUUCUUGGAAACGUGUGAAAAAUACAUCAGUCCCAGUUCAGAGGAUGGGGACACAGGCAGAAAUGGCCCACACGUGUCGUGGGACCAUCAACCUGUCCACGGCCCACAUCGAUACGGAGGACUCAUGUAACAUCGUGCUUUCCAAUGGGGGAAGGACCUACCACUUGAAGGCCAACUCAGAAGUGGAGAGACAGCGCUGGGUGACGGCCCUGGAGCUGGCCAAAGCCAAAGCCAUCCGCAUGAGGAACAACCAGUCAGAUGACUCGGGCGACGAGGAGCCCGCCUCGCAGUCAGACAAGAGCGAGCUGCACGGCACGUUGAAGAGCCUCUCCAGUAAGCUGGAGGACCUGAGCACUUGCAAUGACCUGAUCGCCAAGCACGGGGCCGCCCUGCAGCGCUCGCUCAGCGAGCUGGAGAACCUGAAGCUGCCGGCCGAGAGCGGCGAGAAGGUCAAGGCGGUGAACGAGCGAGCCACGCUCUUCCGCAUCACCUCCAAUGCUAUGAUCAACGCUUGCCGGGAUUUCCUGGACCUGGCCGAAGCUCACGGCCGGAAAUGGCAGCGGGCACUGCAGCAUGAGCGGGAGCAGCGGCUGCGGCUGGAGGAGACCAUCGAGCAGUUGGCCAAGCAGCACAACAGCUUGGAGCGCGCCUGCCGCGGGGCGCCCGGCCUGCCCAGCGCCGCCGCCGCCCCCAAGGGGAGUGUGCAGUCUGCCAAGGGAGAGGCCAGUGAUGAAGAUGAAGAGACGGAGUAUUUCGAUGCCAUGGAGGAUGCACCAGCUUUCAUCACUGUAACCGCAGACCCCAAGCACCACAGGCGUUCGGGCAGUAACCUGAGCGGGGCCAGUGAGGGCCACCCUGAGGACUGGAACCUGGAGGACAGUGUCUUUGAAAGCUCAAAUCAAAGUAGCUACAAUGAGUCCACUUGCAGAGAUCUCCUGCCAAAGAAAAGGAGACGAACUCGCAUCCCAGACAAACCCAACUACAGCCUUAACCUCUGGAGCAUCAUGAAGAACUGCAUUGGAAAAGAGCUCUCCAAGAUCCCCAUGCCUGUAAACUUCAACGAGCCACUCUCCAUGCUGCAGAGGCUGACAGAGGACCUGGAGUACCACGAGCUGCUGGACAAAGCGGUCAAGUGCGAGAGCUCCACGGAGCAGAUGUGCUUCGUCGCCGCCUUCUCGGUCUCUUCGUACUCAACCACCGUCCAUCGCACCGCGAAGCCCUUCAACCCCCUCCUGGGGGAAACCUACGAGCUGGACCGGCUGGAGGAGCUUGGUUUCCGUUCCCUGUGUGAGCAGGUGAGCCACCACCCCCCAGCAGCCGCCCAUCACGUCUACUCCAAGCGAGGAUGGACGUUGUGGCAGGAAAUCACCAUUGCCAGCAAGUUCAGGGGCAAAUACCUCUCCAUCAUGCCGCUGGGUGCCAUCCACCUCGAGUUCCACUCCAGUGGCAAUCACUAUGUCUGGAGGAAAGUCACCUCCACUGUUCACAACAUCAUCGUGGGCAAGCUCUGGAUUGACCAGUCUGGUGAAAUAGAGAUUGUUAACCAUAAGUCAAAAGAUAAAUGCCAGCUGAAAUUUACCCCCUACAGCUACUUCUCCAGAGAUGUCCCCCGAAAGGUGACCGGGGUGGUGAGUGACGCCGAUGGGAAAGCCCACUACGUCAUGUCUGGCACGUGGGAUGAGAAGAUGGAAUGUUCCAAGAUAGUGCAGAGCAGCCACGGCAGCAGCAGCACGGAGGGCAAGCAGAAAACUGUCUACCAGACCUUGACUCCAAAGGUCCUGUGGAAGAAGUACCCCCUCCCGGAGAACGCCGAGAACAUGUACUUCUUCUCCGAGCUGGCCCUCACCCUGAACGAGCCCGAGGAGCGGGUGGCCCCCACGGACAGCCGGCUGCGCCCCGACCAGCGCCUGAUGGAGAGCGGCCGCUGGGACGAGGCCAACGCGGAGAAGCAGCGGCUGGAGGAGAAGCAACGGGCCGUGCGGCGCAGGAGGGAGGCCGAGGCCGUGGAAGCCCUGGAGGAGGGCAAGGACUACGAAGGCUACAUCCCGCUGUGGUUCGAGCGCCAGGUGGACGCGGUGACCGGGGAGCUGAUCUGUGUCUACAAGGGUGGCUACUGGGAGGCCAAGGAGAAGCAGGACUGGACCACGUGCCCCGACAUCUUCUGAACCCCUCCUGGCGCCGGGGGGACACCCCGCGUCCCCGGGACGGGCGGAGGGACAAGCGGGGACACCCCAGCUCGAGCGCUGCGAACCCGCAGAGGCAGCACCUGCAGAAACCCGGGAAGCGGCUCAGAGCAGGGACCCCAAACCUAUUUUUUUUACGCACUAAUAAAUAGUUUUGGUUUGGUUUUGUU